GGUAUAUUGACAGUAAUGUGGACAAAAACUAAUACUGAAGAUAUUUCAAGUUAUGGAUCAAUCAACGGUCAUGUGCAUUUAAAUAUAUAGAAAAAUGAUUAAGAAUCUGCCUAUUAUUAGAUUUAAUCGAACAUUUAUAGCUCAGAAAUAAGUUUGAUGUAGAAAAAACUUGAUCUAACUAUGGCAGCCUCUUCAGUUGUCUUGGACAACAAUACGCACAGUGAUCUAGUCGACGAAACUAACCUAAUGGGAACGAAAGAGUACCACUGCAAUAGUGGAGACCUAAUGGGAGGAUUGGGGCUAGUGGUGCAAGCUGUGUUAGCAUUCUUAGCUUUCACAUCUCUAAUAGUUAAAAGAUACUGUGAGCCAAUAUAUGAAAGACGACCCUGGAAAAUAUGGUUCUUUGACACUUCCAAGCAGGGAUUUGGGGCUGCUGUCAUCCAUUUUGCCAAUGUCUUCCUAGCAGACAUGUUUCAAGGAGACCCAUGCACAUGGUAUUUUGUAAGCUUUGUACUGGACUCCACGAUUGGUCUGUUUGUAAUCUACAUCGGCCUCAAGCUCACUCAACUUAUCGUCCGCAAGCUCAAGUGGGACUCGCUGAAGUUUGGAGAAUAUGGGAACCCCCCUGCCUGCAGUACCUGGGUGGGACAGUGUGCCCUCUAUAUACUGGUGAUGAUCCUGGAGAAAAUUCUCAUGACUCUUCUCAUCCAGUUUGACUUCUGGAAAAAGGUGAGGACGUUUCUGAUGUCCCCCAUUAAGGACCCCAAAGUGGAGCUGGUGAUUGUGAUGUUCAUUGUACCUCUAGUUGUAAAUGCGUUUAUCUUUUGGGUGGUAGACAACUUCCUUAAGAGGAAAAUUAAAGGCACAAAGACAAUAUACGUCAGUGAUAUAGACACAACUGUGAAAUACAGCAAAACCAAAGAUGAGGCGAGGUGCUAUAACAGAAUCGAAAAGACGGAGGAUUAUUUUGAAUCGGACAUCUUGGCUUCCACUGAUGAUGAACCGGACUUGCGAUUUCGUUGUACCGACGGUACAGAGAAAUUACUAGCAUGAGAGAGGUCAUUCUUAGAAGUGGUCCCUGGUUAAAUUCUGAGGGCUAACAUCUCUAUAUUGGGAAAGUGGUUAUUUAUGAAUGGUGUUAAUUUACACUAGAACAUAGUAAGCUUAAAACCGUGUAAAAUAUCCCUGUUUACAACAACAAAAACUUAAAAUUGGUCAAUCACACAACAUAAUAUUUAUUACCCACGUGUAUUGUUUGACUAACAAAAAUGCUUAUUUUAUUACCAGGGUAAAUAACCACUUUUACAUUAGUUGAAAGUAUAGUCUGACUAUUGCUAAGUAGUUUGGUUUGGUUCUUUUAAGGGUGCUUGAUUCAGCAUGUAGGGGGUUCUUUAGUUUAUUUGGUGGAAAUUACAAUAGUGGUAUUCACCUGGUUUUGUAGUGUUGUGUCAGUUGUUCCCAUUACUCUUGUGUGUUUGGAGAUAAAUUAAGAUUCAUUUGGUUCCUCAGACUGAAUAGCCACUUUAAAAAUUUCAUCAUUAUCAUCAGAAGGUCCACAUAAGUCCCAUACUAAGCACUAGGUAACUCAUUCUGACCAAUCCCUGUGAUUACAAUGGCAUUUUUUCUCCACGUUGGAUAACAGCUUCCCAUUUUGCACAAACUAAUCUACCCCAUUUUUGUGAAGUGCUACAUUUUGCCAAAAACAGUUCAUCAUUAAAUGUUGUCACUCUCUGUUUCAUGUAUUGCUUGUGGUGGUUUUUGUGAAUGAUUGGAUACUUUGUAGAGUACAUUGAUGUUUGAUGUGAUAUUGAUGUUGAUGGUCGUAACAUUUUGAUUUAUUUUGUGCCAUUCAUCCAUGUCUCAGAAAACUGUACAAAUACACAAGCAUGGUACAUUACUGGUCUGUGUCCAGCAUAAUACAGAAAUAAAUUUUUUAAAAACCACGAUACAGGUUAAUAAAUUGUGGAUCAAUUUUCUUCUUGUUGGGCAUUUUAUACAAGCAUUGACAUUCAUCUAAUAAGGAUGUAUAUGGAAUGGACUCUGCCACAAGGUUGAAUUAUUAAGAAGAUUUUUUAUGAAUUGCUUUCGAUUUCUUUGCCAAAACUUUGAUUUAUUGUAGCCAAAAUUUGAAAAACAGCUCACAUCAAUUUUGUCUUUUAGUUCAGGGACUUUUCCAAAUUACAAAAAUAAAAAAAAACUAUGGACAUGAUUACAAUUUAUUUUAAUGAGAAUUGUGAUUAAUGUUCAUUUAUUAUAUUUACUUUAAUAUGGAUGUACAUGUACUAGAUUGAUAUAUACUGAAGAGGCAUUCUUAUAACUUUUGUGACACAUUAUCUUGGUUGGAAGUUUUGAAAGUAACAAAACACAGACAAUAUACAUAUACUGGUACACAUGCAGGCCCAUGUAAUGAAACAGGUUGAUGAAACUAAUGCUUGAAGUUCAUACAUAUAUGAAUUCUGUGUUAGUGAAAAAUGAUACCUUCACGUCUUAUGUUAAAAAGUGAAAUUAAUAUGGAUAUAAUUUUGGCUGUAACAGUAUACAAAAAAAGUGUAUGUUUUUUUUUUACGUCAGAUUUUUCUCAGGGGGCAGGGGAAAAUUAUUGUUUUAUGAAUUUCUCUUGUAAAGACACAAUUUUUGCUCCGUGCUUUCUCUGAUACUUAUUUUAUUAAUUAGCAAUAAUUUAAAUGAUGCUUAAACUUUUCCUGUUACUUUUAAGCAAACAUUGUAAUGAGUUUCUGGUAUACAGUGUAAGAUAACAAAGGUACUUUAGAAACUUUGGCUUUGUUGGCUAUCAGAAGGAAACCCUCUAACUAUUUAUUUUUGAAUUUUAUUGUACUGGUACAUAUCUAGCUGUUUUUAUUUUUUUUUAAACUUAUAUUUAAAUUAACAUUCUUGACUGAGUUCUUCAAUUAUUCCCUCCAUCUAUACUUUUAUUUCGUUGUACUUAAUUGAAUAUAAAAAUUGCUAUCAAAACUUCCAACAUUUUGUUGAGGUUUGAGUGCAAAUUUGUCCACUUCCACUCUUUUCUUUUAUUUUUAUUUUUCAAUUUUAAUUGUGUGUUUGUUUUUAAAACUGUUUUUAAACUCUUUGAACUCCAUCCAGUUGCUAUUGAAAUUACUUAAUUUAAAUUCUUAGUUUUUGUAGUAUUGAAAUCCUGAAUUUUUUGCAUUUGUUUUCGCAAUAAAAAUUCAUAUCCUAUGGUUUCAUCAGUAUUAAAUGAAUACCUGUUUUUUGAGUUGAUCCAUGUACCGGUAAUCAAUGGUCAGUGAAUUGCAAUUUAUAAUAACAUAUAGUUUUGAUGGGAUUAUUAGCCACCAAUUUAUGUAUUUUUGAAACUUUCUCAUCAAAUCCACAAAAAUUAAGCCCAUGAUUAGUGAAACUAUUAUUACACUAUUUGCUUCUCUUCUAAGAACUCUUCAAAAUUGUAACAUAACUUAAGUGUAAUGGUCUGUGUCGCAUAUCAUUAUCAUUUUACCAGCUGUAUUUCGUUAUUAAUACACACUGCUUUGUUUAAUGAUCUAGUCAAAAUUCAAACUUCUUAGAAAUCCAAAAUGGAAGAAAACAGGGAAAUUAAAUGUUCAGAAUAUGUAAUAAGGUACAUGAAUAUAUUAACUUAUUUAGCCAAGUACAAGGAUGUUUUAAUAAUCAAAAAAUAUUUAUGUUUUUUUCUGUACUAAACUACCAUAUACACUUGUAACAACUUAAUAUACUUCACAUUUCAGUUGAAAAAUCUUUUGUAUUUUGAGAUUGUUUUUGUUAUCUUAUUAAAAUGUACAAUGUAAUUUUAUUUUACACUAAGUCUUGCACUAUCAGUUUUCAAUAUUUACAGGUACAUACAGUAUAUAAUUACCAAACAUUAUUCAAAAUGGUAAAUACAUUUAAUUCAAAAUGAAUAGAAUUUUGCUACAUUAACACUGAUGUAUUGCACAUAUUCAAUAUGCUGUGCUUGUUUUGAAUAAUGAUAACCAUCAAUAAAGUUGUGUUAAGUUGA
This is a messenger RNA of Magallana angulata, 3991 nucleotides long. RefSeq names its product store-operated calcium entry regulator STIMATE-like. NCBI's taxonomy places the organism in Eukaryota, Metazoa, Mollusca, Bivalvia, Ostreida, Ostreidae. The transcript is spliced from 7 exons. The record is from RefSeq and is a predicted model, not a curated record. Bases 181 to 1053 code for a protein of 290 amino acids. Gene Ontology annotation, cellular component: membrane.